AUGCCGCCUGACUCCCCCGAGGGAAGUGUGGGUGCUAGUGCUAAGGAGGUAAAUAAACACAACCUGCCUGUGGUGAUACUGCUUGGGUGGGCUGGCUGUAGAGAUCAGUAUCUAAUGAAGUACAGCACCAUCUACCUUAAGAAGGGCUGCAUAGUGAUCCGCUACACAGCUCCCUGGAGGUUGGUGUUCUUUUCAGAAUCCAUGGGUAUAAAGUCUCUGCAGAAGUUGGCCAAGAAGUUGUUGGAGCUCCUCUUUGACUACGAAAUGGACACAAGGCCUUUGCUUUUUCAUGUCUUCAGCAAUGGUGGUGUCAUGCUGUACCGUUACAUUGUGGAGCUCCUCCAUACUCACCAGCAAUUCCAGCAUCUGCGAGUGGUGGGUACUGUGUUUGACAGUGCUCCUGGCAGGAAGAACCUGAAAGGAGGCCUCCGUGCCUUGUCAGUUGUCUUAGGAUCAACCAAUGUGUAUGUUAAGUACUUCCUCCUCCUGACAUUUGCAGUCCUGGUGGUGACACUGCGGAUCUUGCUGUAUCCUUUGACCCGCUUUGUACACGAGAACCACUAUGAUGCCAUGUUGAGGCAACCCUCUUCCUGGCCUGAGCUCUACUUGUACUCCAAAGCUGAUGGUGUUAUCCUUGCUAGUGAUGUGGAGACCAUGAUAGAGGCCCGGCGGCAGCAUCGGGUCCCUGUAAAGGCCGUGGACUUUGUGACCUCUGCCCAUGUCAGCCACUUUCGGGCAUACCCUGCCUUGUAUGUGACUCAUUGCACCUCCUUUAUGUACAGUUGCUUAGGUUCACUGAAGUGACAGAUGUG
This is a messenger RNA of Euleptes europaea (tarantolino), 812 nucleotides long. It is a transcript of the gene TMEM53, whose product is annotated as transmembrane protein 53. The transcript has 3 exons. Bases 1 to 804 code for a protein of 267 amino acids. NCBI's taxonomy places the organism in Eukaryota, Metazoa, Chordata, Lepidosauria, Squamata, Sphaerodactylidae. The record is from RefSeq and is a predicted model, not a curated record.